AAACGCAUCAGUCGCUUAGAGACGCGUAAACCACACACUUACCCGGUAGAGUUAGCUUUACACAAAAUGGCAUUUAAAUUUAUUUUCGAAAUUCUCGUUUUAGCUGUUUGCGUUGAGUUUGGCGCGUCGAUCCGGUGCUACGAAUGCAACAGCGCGAACAAUUCCAUGUGCUUGAACCCCACCAUCUACGACACGGAGACCGUGCAGAAGUACCUCCGCACCACCAGCUGUGAUAAAAGCGCCUUCGUAGGAUCAAAUCCGUCAGCAAGCAAACAGUUGUUCUGCAGAAAAAUCAUUCAGACGAUUCUCCACAAGGGUCACGAUGCUGAGGUCCGAGUGACUCGCGGCUGCGGCUGGGUGAGACACCACAAGGAUUGCUACAAGGCGGACAAUGAAGAUCAUUUGGAAACAGUAUGCCAGUGCUUCAGCGAUGACUGUAAUUCGGCCAUGAUGUUAGAACAUAGUCUUUUAAUUACUUUCAUUAGUUUAGGGUUUCUGUUUUUAAAAUAUUAGUUAGGUUACAGUACUCCCUUAUGUAUUAUUAACCCUCUACUUUUAAAUUGGAACCAAUUCUACUAAUUUAUAACGAUAACCUUAUGUUCCCGAUUCUAUUACGAUCCAACUAGGUACGAUACGAAGGUAGUAGAAUUGAAUCCCAGGUCCUUUGUAAAUGAAUUUAAAUGAUUUUAAACCAAAAAGGAUGAAUAUAAAUGUGAUUUAUGUAUGUAUCCUUUAUACUGAAUUUGUAAAGUCACGGCUACACUUCCGUUUCAGUUUAUUACGUAAAUUUUCGUGAUUGUCACGAAGGUGCUUAUAUCAUUAUUAAAUAUAUUUUUUAUUUAUACGUUAUAAUUAAUUGAAUGUAAAAUGAAUAAACAUAAAUAGUAAAUUAAGGAUUUAAAUAAAAUUAUAAUGUGUCAUGGCACAACAUAAGUACAUAAAUGGCAUUAUUAAUAAAACUUUGUUUCUUUGCUCUUUCUGUCAUCAGUAGUUUGACAUUCGAAAGAAGAAGACAAAGCUUUGCAUCCGUAAAAUGUUAAUCAGUUCGGAUUUAAUAUAUGUAUAUCUAGAAAUAGUAAUUAAUUCAGUAUCAAUGGUUGAUAACGGAUCAAUGUCAGAAAUUGUGGCUAUCAUCAUCAUCUUUAGACCAUUCGUUUGCUCUGCUUUUCUAUCACUUGCAAAAGGAUUAAAUACUUAGAAUUCAUCACCUUUUUGUAAUAAAAUUGUGAUUUUGAAAUACAAUGACAGUACAGUAACAGUCUGUGAACGUCCCAAUGCUGGGCUAAGGCCUCCUCUCCCUUUUUGAGGAGAAGGUAUGGAGCUUAUUCCACUAUCAUAAAAAAAAAUUAUGGUACAAGAAUAAUUUUCUCAGCUCUUCUAUUUCGUAUUUUUCAAUUGUAUUAUUAUAAAAAUAUGUAAGCAGGGUAAAAUUUUAUAAUACAUUUAAUUUAAUUUAUCUGUUUCAUAAGUCUUACGUUUUAAGUGAAUGUUGAUAAAAUAAAAGUAUAAAAUAAAUA
This is a messenger RNA of Nymphalis io (European peacock), 1517 nucleotides long. RefSeq lists its product as uncharacterized. NCBI's taxonomy places the organism in Eukaryota, Metazoa, Arthropoda, Insecta, Lepidoptera, Nymphalidae. Gene Ontology annotation, biological process: positive regulation of voltage-gated potassium channel activity; sleep; regulation of synaptic transmission, cholinergic. Bases 67 to 513 code for a protein of 148 amino acids. The record is from RefSeq and is a predicted model, not a curated record. The transcript has 3 exons.